UGUCGCGAAGUAGGGGGACGUAACGCUGUAAAAAAGUGUCUUAGUAACCGAAGAAGAAAUAGAUUUUUAUUUUUGGGACUUUUUGGAAGUACAGUCUCGACUGAACACUCGCCUAUUUUAUAUUUAAAGGUUCUACAAGCUAAGCUAUCCACUACCUUGUCUUUGACGGAAGAUUUCUGGGAACAUGCAAAAAGUGUGGCUCCUGUUCGUUUUAUUUGCAUCUGUGUAUGCUGAGUCGCAGGUUCGGGAGACGGAGACAUGGAUGCCCCUGACGACGCAGGCUGAUGACUCGCAGGACGAUCUGCUCUCGUCGGGAGACUCGCCUAACGGCGCGGACUUCGCAUUCUCUGACGAUGAGGAUUACGACGAUGACGAUGACGAUGGUGAUGACUUCUCUGGCUCUGGUGACGGAGAUGAAACAGGAUUCAACAAUGUCAUGCCCUCAUCCAAGCCUGACAUGAACGACAACAAGAUUCCAGAGCAGGAGAGGCCCGCUGGGCCUGAGCCCACAGUCGACGAGAACGAAAUUGUGCGGAAAAAUGAGGUGGGGCUGCGUGCUGGCAUGGAGCCCGCAGACGUCUCGUCCAAUGUCCUAAUGGCCCACGCCGGAGAGGAGAGCAUCUUCAGCAAGCCCGAGGUCCUAGCGGCUUUGAUUGCUGGGGGUGCCGUGGGGCUGCUCUUCGCCAUUCUCCUCAUCCUCCUGCUCAUCUAUCGCAUGAAGAAGAAGGAUGAGGGCAGUUACGACCUGGGGAAGAAGCCCAUCUACACGAAGGCCCCCACCACAGAGAUCUACGCCUAAGGUUCCCCGCCAUGGGACUCUCGCAACAGUGCCUCAGAAACACAACCUCUCUGCUAUCAGCUUGCCUAUAUUGACAUUCAUCCUGGAGGACUGAAACGGAGAAACAGGAACACUUGAGACGUUUUUUUUUUUUUUUUUUAAAACACAGUUUCGCAGAAUUGAUUGAAUCCAGAGUGAUGCAAAUGAAAUGAUAUGAAAUAUAAUGAAAUCGAUGCCCUUCCUUAUGGUGAAAGAGGGAGGGGUCUGUGGAAAAGCCUCCAUUGCCAAACUAUGUGGUGUGAGAAAUGUUUUAUCGCCUCAGUGGCCCCAAGCAAAACAUGUCCUGAACCUGCAGUGAAGUCCAGCACAUCACUUGUUCUAAUGUUUUUCCCCUCCCCCUGCUGUUACCUGACACUACAAGAUUAAAGAAGGUCUUUGCAUCCAGCAAAGUGGCGCGGUACAGAUACUUUUUGUUCUCUCUCUACACCGAACACUGGCAUUCUGAUUUCACAUUGCAGUGGUUAGUCAGUGUUUGUGUCAGCAUCGGUGCUACAAGUGAUAACUUGAUGGUAGCGAUUUCUUUUCUAAUUAAUUUAAAGUCCCUGUGCAGUGACAAACUGAGUUUUUGCGUUGAGUUUUUUUGGCAGGUAAAACACACCUGUGUGUUUGGGUUAAUUCUAACGAUAUAAAUGGGUUGCCUGAACAACCUGUAGAGCACGCCUGAAUGGAGUGAUGUAAUCCUCUUUCCCAGGGUGUGAAUGUUUCUCCAAUUUACGCAGAACCAACACCCGAUUUCUCAAGGACAAGUCAGAAUGUUGGACACGCCUGCAUUCCACCAAAUAAAAGGCUAACGUUAACAAGGACCAUUCUGAGGAUCAUGUAUUGUGCUUCUGAACCCGGUGCUUUCAGACUGGUAAUAUGCCAUGCCUUAUUUCAAUUAUUUAUAUCCUAUUAUCUUGUAAAUCAAGCAGUUAAACACUUGUAUAGAUUGCUUAAUUGCAGUUCAGGAUACAAUACAGAAAUAAUAUCACUGCACAUGGACUUUGCUUCCAGGGAUCUGUAUAUAGCCAUUUGAAUAAAAUAAAAACCUUGGUACUUAGCCAUCACCUUGGCAGACGUCUAUUUACCAAAUAUUUAAAUGCCAAAUUAUUUUUUUCCCAAUACUUUCCUUUUUUAAUGUAAUUCCAGUAAAACCCCAGAAUCCAGGGUUACUUUUUAACCUCAAGAAAAACUUUGGGAGGGUUUUUUUUUGACCCAUGCUAGUUGCCAGUACUAACUUUUCUC
Messenger RNA from Megalops cyprinoides (Indo-Pacific tarpon), 2062 nucleotides. It is a transcript of the gene sdc4, whose product is annotated as syndecan 4. The coding region runs from base 185 to 799 and encodes 204 amino acids. The record is from RefSeq and is a predicted model, not a curated record. Gene Ontology annotation, cellular component: cell surface; membrane. NCBI's taxonomy places the organism in Eukaryota, Metazoa, Chordata, Actinopteri, Elopiformes, Megalopidae. Gene Ontology annotation, biological process: cell migration. The transcript has 5 exons.